Molecule: messenger RNA, 2786 nt
Organism: Anthonomus grandis grandis
Lineage: Eukaryota; Metazoa; Arthropoda; Insecta; Coleoptera; Curculionidae
Product: probable ATP-dependent RNA helicase DDX10
Exons: 11
Coding region: 147-2732 (861 amino acids)
Biological process (GO): rRNA processing
Cellular component (GO): nucleus
Molecular function (GO): ATP binding; RNA helicase activity; nucleic acid binding
Source: RefSeq, a predicted model, not a curated record
AAAGGAAAAUGUGCCAAAACAAUAUAAAAUAUAAAUAGAUAUGGAGUUAUACAAGUCUGUUUUUUUGUGUUUUGUGUGUAAAAGCUUAUAAGUUUAUUAUAAAUGUUUUAUAAUAGGUUUUCAUAAGGUGGUACAAUAUAGAAACCAUGGAGAAAAAGGCAAAAGUCGCUAAUAAAACCCAAAAGUCAAGUAAUAAGCUUCCAAAAAAAGGAAAACAAUCCAAAGUUAAAGUCUUUAACAAGAAAAAGAAAACCAACCAAACGGAGGAUGUUGUAAUCGAAACCUUAAGAUCAAAGUAUUCCACAAUUGAUCCAAAAAAUGCAACCAAAUUUACGGAUUUUCCAAUUAGCUCGAAAACAAUCAAAGGCCUUCGAGAAUCAAAAUACAAUAAACUAACUGAGAUUCAGAAAGCAAGUAUUCCUUUGGCUCUUCAAGGCAAGGAUGUUUUGGGUGCAGCUCAGACAGGCUCUGGUAAAACACUGGCAUUUCUUAUUCCUAUUAUAGAACGUCUUUACUGUGAACAGUGGUCGAGAUUAGAUGGUGUUGGGGCUCUUGUGAUUACUCCUACAAGAGAAUUAGCUUACCAGAUAUUUGAAACUCUUAGAAAGGUUGGCAAGUACCAUGACUUCUCCGCAGGUCUCAUAAUAGGUGGCAAAGAUCUUAAGUUUGAACGAAAACGAAUGGAUCAAUGUAAUAUUAUUGUUUGUACUCCUGGGCGAUUAUUGCAACAUAUGGACGAAAAUCCUUUAUUUGAUUGUGUCACUAUGAAAGUUUUGGUACUAGAUGAAGCUGAUAGGUGCCUUGAUAUGGGAUUUAAAGAUACCAUGAACGCUAUAGUUGCGAAUUUGCCGCCUGAGAGACAGACAUUGUUAUUUUCCGCUACUCAGACAAAAUCAGUACAGGACUUAGCAAGAUUAAGUUUAAAAGAUCCAUCAUAUGUGAGCGUCAACGAAAUGACUACUCCAAAGGAACUCCAACAGAGCUAUGUUAUUUGUGAACUUCAAGAUAAGUUGUCCAUCAUCUGGAGUUUCAUUAGAAAUCAUCUUAAAAAAAAGACGAUAAUUUUUUUCUCCACGUGCAAACAAGUUAAAUAUUUUUAUGAACUUUUUUGCAAAUUAAGACCUGGCUUAAGUUUGCUGCCCUUAUACGGUACAUUGCAUCAGCUACGUCGGAUGAAAAUUUAUGAGGAAUUUUGUCGUAAACAGUCCGCAGUUUUAUUUGCCACAGAUCUGGCUGCCAGAGGGUUGGAUUUUCCUGAGGUACAUUGGGUGGUGCAAGCUGAUUGUCCGGAGGAUGUUCAAACUUAUAUUCAUAGGGUGGGGCGAACUGCCAGGUAUUACAAAGGAGGUGAAAGCUUGCUUUUAUUAUUGCCCAAUGAGAUAAAAAUGCUUCACCAUUUAGAAGAAAAGAAGAUUCCCAUCACCAAAAUUGAUAUUAAUCCUGCACAGCUUCAGAAUCCAAUCCGAAAAAUUGAAGCUUUUUUGGCCAGAGAUCCUACAUUAAAAGAUACAGCCCAGAGGGCAGUAGGUCACUAUGCGAAGGCAAUUCAUUUAAUGAAACAGAAAGACGUAUUCGAUGUUCGAGCUUUAGACUUGGAGGCAUUCUCUAAAAGUAUUGGAUUAGCGGUUCCACCUCGGAUUAGAUUCUUAGAUAGAAUGAAUAGAAAAACAAUUGGUUUACAAAAUAGAAAAGAAGAAGUUCGCGCAGAGUUAGAUUCUGUUAAAAAUGAAAAUGAUAAUAUGAACUCGUUAAAUACAAAACAGUACUUUAACGAUUCUGCUGAAGAAAGUGGCGAGGAUGUUGUUAAACCAGAAAAUAUAAUGGCCUUAAAAGUAAAUAAGGCAAAUAUAAAUGAAGAUAGUGACAGUGAUUAUGCAGUGGAAAUCAGAAGUAAAACAAAAGUAGACUCGGGUAAUAAAGUAAAAGUUAAUGAGGAUACACAGAAAAAGAAAAAAACACAAGAACACUCUAAAACGUCAAAUUUCGCAAUGGACAAUAGUGACGACGGUGAAGAGGAGGAGGAUGAUGUUUUGCAAAUCAAACGUCGAGAUCAUGAUAUUGAAAUUCCUAAGAAUGUAGGAAUUUUGGAUUUAUCAAUUGGUCGAAGCAAAAACAAAAAGGCAAUAACAAAAGCCGCCGUAGUAAAGAAAAUGUUAAAGAAAAACAUCGUGGCGAAUAAGAAAAUUAUUUUUGACGAUGAAGGCGGCGCUGAUAUUGUUCAUGGAAGCAAAGAAAAGCGAUCCGAAUUAGCCAGAGAAUAUGAAAACGAAGACGUCGCCGGAAUAGACAUUGAAAAGGCAAAAUUGGUUUUGAGAGAAGAGGACAAAUUCGAUAAACAAGUAUUUAAGGCGAAAGUUAAAGCGAAACACAAGGAAGAAAAACGAAAACUUAAGGAAUUGAAGAAGAAAGAAAGGGAGCAAGAUGAACAGGAUGAUUUUGGCGAAAGUGAAGAUGAAGGUCCAGAUUUGUCCUGGCUUCCAGACCCAGACAAAAUUUAUGGUGCCAAAACUGGUGAAGAUGUUGAGAUGGAAAUUAGUGAUGGAGAUGCGCUUGUCGAGGAUAAGGAGGCUAAAAAUAUCAAAAGAGCUAAAAAGAGGAAAUCCAAAGGGCCAGAUAACCUAGAAACCGUUCUAAAAAGAAAGAAGAAGCAGAGAACUGAACAGUUGUGCAACGACCUUAACGUAAACGAAACUGAAGAGUUGGCUAUGAUGUUACUUAAAGGAAAGAAAUAAAUUAAUUAACUAUGGUUGUUUGAAUUCAAUAUACGUUUUUUGUUUACGGAAAAA